AUGGAUACGAUACAACUGGUUCGGAAAGAUAUACGAAAUGCUCUCCAUCUAGCUCAGACAGCUCACAUGUUGGCUUCGACAAUUCCUUAUAUCCUGUGGUUAGGAUCACCACCAACAUACCUACCCCAGCCAUGUUUAACCACUGGUAGCGCAACGCGCGUGAUGCCCCCUCAGGGCGGCAGCUAA
Acanthoscelides obtectus is the source of this 186-nucleotide messenger RNA. Lineage: Eukaryota; Metazoa; Arthropoda; Insecta; Coleoptera; Chrysomelidae. The record is from the annotation of a GenBank genome assembly.